UUAUGCCACUUUCGAGCAGGUUUUAGUUUGAAGUGUGGUGAGGGUGUAUUAAUGGCUAAAUGUGAUGUGGAAGCAGCAUUUAGGCUUUUGCCAGGGCAUCCAAAUAGUUUUAGUUCAUUAGGUUUUCAAUUUCAAGAAAAAAUUCAUUUUGAUCGCUGUUUGCCUAUGGGAUGUGCAUUAUCCUGUUUAUAUUUUGAGUCAUUCUCUACAUUUCUUGAGUGGAUAUUGAGGUAUGAAACAGGCUUAAAUCUAUCAAUGCAUUAUUUAGAUGAUUUUUUAUUUGUGGGUCCAUCUGGUUCUGAUGUAUUCAGUUUCCUAUUGUCUACAUGUUGUGCAAUCUGUAGAUUUAUUGGUGUCCCACGGUGCAAAGAAAAAACAAUGAUCCCAGUAACCCAGCUGGAAUUUUUGGGUAUAACUAUAGAUUCUGAAGCUAUGGUGUUCAAACUGCCGAAAGAGAAGUUAGACAAGUUAAAGGAUUUGGUGUUUGCAAUUUUGUCAAAAAAGUCAGUUACAUUAAAAGAACUUCAAUCAUUGUUGGGUAUGUUUGCAACACGAAUAAUGCCUAUGGGCAGAAUUUUAACAGGAGGUUAUCAGCAUUGACAGUAGGAGUAAAAUCUCCUUGGUGCCAUAUAAAGUUGUCAAGAGAGGCAAGAGAAGACUUGAUGGUGUGGCAGCAAUUGUUACAAGUGUAUAAUGGAAGGUCUGUUUGGCAACAGCUAGUGAUUUACAAAUAUAUACAGACGCGGCAGGAUCAGAAGGCUUUGGAGCUUACUGGUCAUUGGUGCACUGGGAGCUGGCCAGAAACGUGGAAGGAGAAUGGUUUAACAAAAAAUAUGGUUUUAUUGGAGCUAUUUCCAUUAGUGGUGACCAUAGUAGUAUGGGGUAAAUAUUUUGCCGGAAAAAGGUUAUUAUUUAAUUGUGAUAAUAUGGGUGUAGUUUUGUCAGUAAACAAUUUGUCUGCAAAGUCUAUGGAAGUGGUUCGACUUCUGAGACAUUUGGUUCUUUGUUGUUUAGUAAACAAUAUUUGGGUGAGAGCAAGGCAUAUACCAGGUACAAGAAAUGAAAUUGCCGAUGCUCUUUCUCGUUUUCAUUUUCAGCGAUUCCGGGAGUUGGCACCGGAUGCAGACCAAGAGGGUACGGAAUGUCCAGAGCAUUUGUGGGGAUUGAUUUUGCCAGAUUUUGCCAGAUUGAGUGAGACAUUGAGGAAUUCGGUUGCAGAAUCUACAUGGUGCUGUUAUGUUAAGAGUUGGAGCAGAUGGAGCAGGUUCUUGCUAGGCUUUGAGGAACCAGAUAACUUGCCUCAGGAACAGGUGGCUUGCAGCCCCUGGGACACACUCACUUUCAGCUUUGCCGUAAGUUUAUCUCGCCGGCAGACCCAGCCUGGCACUGAGGUUCCCAUCACUGAUCAGAGAGUCGCACUAACUGCCAGCUAUGAAACACAGGAUGAUGACAGUUCAGAGGAGGAAGAGACAGAGUCUGACAGUUCAGAGGAGGAAGAGGAGAAGGAAGAGGAAGAACACACCUAUGAGCAUGUGCUAUACAAGAAUAAGAAAUUAAGACUAAUACUGGAUGGAGAUAAAGUAAAAAAACACCAUUGGGCGGAUUCAAAGUGAAGCAAAGGGGGGAUGGGAAGUGACCAGAAGACCAAGCAUCCAACUAGCCGGAGUGUCCGUAGGUCUGUCCAGUACUGUUAAUUUGAUUGACAAGUUUGAUAGGCCGCUUAAUGUGUCUGUUACUGGUCCCUACGUGGAGGCCGGUUACUAUGAACACAGAGGGGAGAAUUCCCCCGGGAAGCGGAUCCCUAAGGCUGGAGCCAUGGUUGGAGCUGGUGAGGGUCAGUGCAGAAUGUGGAGUGCUUGAUUUUGAAGCCAAGGGCCCGAAUGUCUCGGCUGGAGUAGAAGCCAGUGCUACUGGAGCAAGUGUAAGAGCCAGAGCGGAGUUGGCUAGUGUUACUGCCUCUGUGGGCCCUCUCAAUGCCACCCUGGCCCUAGGGGUAGAUACAGGGGUGGAAGUGGGAGAGGAUGGGUUUGGGGUUCAGUUUUUGGGCACUGGCUUUAAAGUUGGACCGAGAUCAAUUGUUUCUCUCCUUGGCUGUAAACUUGAAUUUCCAUUGACCAGACCCAUUAUAACAAAUUCUGGAGGUCACUUACAGUAUAAAGGGCAGAAAUACCCCUUGUCAUUGCCACGAUGACCCGCACGCAAAAUAGUUGGAUUGGGGCAACUGGAACUUCAUUGAUUUUUGACUGUGUAAUUGGGGAAGACCAAUCCUAAGGGUGCAGCUCCAGAGAAUUCCCAGGGUUCCUGAUUCACACAAUGUGACAAUAGGACCUGACAUAGGAUAUUGGGGGGCUCAGUACCGUUCUGUACUGUUUCUGAAAUAAUGAAUCUCUUUCUCUCAUCACAUCUUCAGUCUCAUCAUCUGUUUCUCUUCAUUGUGUCUUCUUACAGGAGUUGGGUGUCCGAUGUUAAUUGACAGAUACAAUGUAUCUUUUAGGAGGGGCUCCCUUUUCUAGCAAAUAAGAAACAAAACGUAACCAAAUAAUUGACUUUGGCACCAGUCCUGCAUGUAGAGAGGGAAGUGUUUGUGCUGAUCAUAAAACACUGAGCUCGAACACAUCAUAAAUUGGACCCAACUGUCAUUCAAUAUCAUUGAAUCCCAACUCCUGCAUGAAGAGAGAAUAUAAAGAGAGACAGAAGCUGCAAUGGGGAGAGUGAAUAUUAAUCUAAUUGAUUCAGUGACGGGUCUGAAUGUUUAAUUGAUAUAUUUUGAAAUUGUCUUAUUUUAGUAUGAUGAAGUUCCCCCCCAAGUAAGUGAUUUUAUCACCUGACAGAUUGAAUAGUUGAAAUGAAGGUGACAUGUGAGAACAUGGUAUAUUUCUCCUUUAAUGUUUAUUCUUAUUUUCUCCUUCCUCAUCAGCAAAGUGGGUUUGUGUCCAGUAGCACUGACCUUGUCCCAGCGACCCCCUGUGUAGGACACUAAUGAUCCUCAGCCACUCACACUCAUCUCAUACCCAGAAUGCAACAUGAAGGGGCUCAGUGAAUGUGACAGUGAAGGUGUGUAAGUGUCUGAUUGGCUCACUCAGCUCAUAGAAGGACAGACGUCCGGCCUCAUAGUCCAAUGAGAUCCUGAUUCUCCUGCACAAGGGACUGCGGAGUAAACGAGUUACUUUACAUGUUUCACUGCAUAGUUAUACCCAUAUGUGGGAGACAAAUACAUUGAGAAAGAAAUCUCAUUUAUA
Molecule: messenger RNA, 3239 nt
Organism: Xenopus laevis (African clawed frog)
Lineage: Eukaryota; Metazoa; Chordata; Amphibia; Anura; Pipidae
Exons: 3
Coding region: 663-1613 (316 amino acids)
Source: RefSeq, a predicted model, not a curated record